AUGUGUUCUCCAAGUAUUCAAAAGGAUAUUGUUGAUUCUUGUGCUAAAGAAACAAUCAAAGCCAUCAUUGAAGACUUGGAUGAGGAUUAUUUCGGGAUACUAGUUGAUGAAUUAAAGGAUAUAUCACACAAGGAGCAAAUGGCAAUUGUUCUGAGAUAUGUUAACAAAGAAGGCGAAGUAGUAGAGCGAUUUGUCGGUAUUAUUCAUGUUAGUGAUACAUCUGCUCGUUCAUUAAAGGAGUUAACACUUGUAGCUCUUGCAAAGAAGAAUUCGAAUAGAGUUGCUUCGAGAACAUCAAGCUCAAAAGUUAGAGGAGCUUUCAUAUUAGGUGAAGUGACAUCAAGCGAGGGAUUAAAUCAAGAACGUGGACUUCAACGACCGUGUGAUACUCGUUGGGGUUCUCAUUAUAGAACAUUAGAUAAUCUUAUUGUCCUAUUUCCAUCAAUCAUUCACGUGCUUGAAUUUACUGGACGUGAGUGUCCUAAUUAUACUGACAGACUUGUUGCUAAAAGUCUUGUGAGUACGAUUAAGGAAUUUGAUUUUGCUUUUAUGUUGCACUUGAUGUGGAAAGUUCUAAUGAUGUCAAAUGAGUUGAGCUCCUCAUUACAAAGGAUGGAUCAAGAUAUUGUCAAUGCUAUGGGACUUCUCGCUCUUACAAAGCAAAGAUUACAAAAAAUGAGGGAUAGUGAAUUCGAAUUAUUAAUGGAUGAUGUCUCUUCUUUUGUGAUAAAUAUGAAAUAA
Molecule: messenger RNA, 741 nt
Organism: Lycium ferocissimum
Lineage: Eukaryota; Viridiplantae; Streptophyta; Magnoliopsida; Solanales; Solanaceae
Exons: 3
Coding region: 1-741 (246 amino acids)
Source: RefSeq, a predicted model, not a curated record